Molecule: messenger RNA, 2792 nt
Organism: Cercocebus atys (sooty mangabey)
Lineage: Eukaryota; Metazoa; Chordata; Mammalia; Primates; Cercopithecidae
Gene: PNMA6A
Product: paraneoplastic Ma antigen family member 6A
Source: RefSeq, a predicted model, not a curated record
UUAACCUCGCUCUCGGCCGCUCGCAUUCACAGGCUGUGGAGACCCGGGCUGUUCUCCCUGAGUCCUAGGCUCCCACCUCAAUUCAUUGCCCCACACCCCCGCCGCCCUGUGCCUCCCUGGUCCGAGCUGGGAACCCUAUCCUGCCCCUCGUAUCAGCCCGGCACUGGCCAGAAUUGCGGGCAUGGCGGUGAAGAUGCUGCAGGACUGGUGCAGGUGAAUGGGGGUCAACGCUCGCAGUGGUCUGCUCAUCCUGGGCAUCCCGGAGGACUGUGAUGAUGCCGAAUUCCAAGAGUCCCUCGAGGCUGCCCUGUGGCCUAUGGGACACUUCACGGUGCUAGGCAAAGUGUUUCGAGAGGCCACCGCGGCCCUGGUCGAGCUCAACCGGGAAGUCAACUAUGCUUUGGUCCCCAGGGAAGUCCCCGGCACGGGAGGCCCGUGGAACGUGGUCUUUGUGCCCUGUUGCUCAGGCGAGAAGUUUCUCGGUCUCGGUCGUGUGUUCCACUUCCCGGAGCAACAGGGGCAGAUGGUGGAGAGCCUGGCCGGCGCCCGGGGCGUGGGGCUGCGCAGGGUGUGCUGGCUCUGAUCCAUCGGUCAGGUGGUCCAGCCCUGGGUGGAGACCGUGAGGUACGAGAGCCUGGGCGUGUUUUCCGGGAGGGACCAGCCAGCCCCAGGGGAGGAGUGCUUUGAGGUCUAGCUAGACCACACCACCUAUAUGCUGCAUGUGUGGCAGGGGUUCUCGGAAAAGGAGAGGAGGAGGAGGCUGCUGGAAGGCUUGCGUGGGACCGCCCUGCAGCUCGUGCACGCUCUCCUGGCGGAGAACCCCGCCAGGACGGCGCAGGACUGUCUGGCGGCCCUGGUCCAGGUGUUUGGAGACAGUGAGUCCCAGGUGACCAUCCUGGUGAAGUGUCUGACCGCUCAGCAGCAGUCAGGCGAGCAUCUGUCGGCUUUCGUGUUGCGGCUGGAAGUCCUGCUGCAGAAGGCCAUGGAGAAGGAGGCCCUGGCCAGAGCAUCUGCCGACCGCGUGCCCCUGAGGCAGAUGCUCACCAGGGCCCACCUUACUGAGCCUCUGGAUGAAGCACUGAGGAACCUGAGAAUGGCCGGGAGGUCUCCAAGUUUCCUGGAGAUGCUGGGGCUCGUUCGGGAGUCUGAGGCAUGGGAGGCCAGUCUAGCCAGGAGCGUGAGAGCCCAGGCACAGGAAGCAGCCGGUGCCUGGGCUGAUGCCCAGGCUAUUGCCAGAGCCCACGCUAAAGUAGAGGCGGUCCCAGGAGGUCCAGGCAGGGGGCCAGAGGGCCUCGUCCAGGCAGGGGGCCAGGAGGCUGAGGAGCUCCUCCCGGAGGGGCUCAAGCUGGUCCUGGAGGAAUGUGAUAACUAGGUUGGGGCUGGGGAGGCAGCCCAGCGUGAGUCCUCCCUGGGCAAAUAGGCUCCGAGGACUCCUGGGCCUCCUCCUCUCAGGCAGCAGCGCCCUGGAGACAGGCAGAGGUGGGGCCAGGGCCAGUCCCUCACCCCACAUGGGGAUCAAGGGUCCCCCACUUCCCCCCAAGGGGCCCUGGCCACCACCACCCUCCCGGCGACACCUUCCCGGUCACCUUCCCAGUGACCCAGAUGACCAUGUUUGAUAUCAAAUGGGUUGGGGGAAGGUGCCCCUCCAGUGCACCCAGUGCCACACCCAGCCCCAGCCCCAAACCCUCCUGCCUCUGAGGGGACCAGCCUGGAGGGACCCCUGAGCGGCCAGCCACGGCCUGGGUGGGGGCACCUGAAGAUGUCCGCCCCCCACCUCUUGUCCUGGUUUCAGAGACAAGCUCCUUGCUGAAUCACAGCCCAGAGUGUUUGUCUGUGACCCUAUGGAUGGACAUUCGGGUCCUUCCCACUGUUUGGCUGUUGCAGACACUGCUGCCCGUGGCAUCCCGCAUGCCUGUCUGAGCCACCACCGUCAGCGAGAAAGGCUCUGGGGUGCACAGCCGGCAGUGGCUCUGCUGGGACUUGGGCUGUGCCCAUCAACGCCACGACCAAGCAUUGCUCAUCUGUGACCUCCGGGAGAGACACCACCUCAUCGCUGUGUGCCUUGCGUUUCCCCGAUCGGUGACGAGGUCUCUCACUGGCCGUUCCCGGUUCCUCUUCUGUGAAUCUCCUUUGCUCCUUUCCUGCUCAUCUUACAGGUGACAGGCGUCAUCAGCCCGUUUCCAGGAGAAAGUUCCUAGCGUCAAGAUCGAAGCCUUUCUCCUUUUGUGAUAUAAGCCAUGGCCAGUCUAUCACGUUGCCCAGAAGCAGGUCGCAUUGGAGUGGGCCUCACAAUUAGACUUUGGCUCGCCCGUAUGGUUGUGAAACGUUUCAGAAUCAAGAUGGAGUCACUUGUUGUUCAAGCAAACAAAAAUCCAAAAACCUGACAAAUAGAGCUGUGGAGGGCCAUGGAGGCAGGGUUCCCAUGCACGAAUGCCUGAUAACAAAAGCCAUCACAGAAGACCGCAAAACCCACAAAUUCGCACAAAGGCUGUUGCAACCUGACACAAAUAAUGCUUCUGCGAGGACACCUGCCCAGCAACUUCCUGUCCAAGCCCCUGACCAAUGCUACCCUUGUUAUUCAUCCUUGUAGCCAAAGAUCAUUAUCUCAAAACAAUUAUGUAAUCCUCUUCACUUUUCCUGAAAAACCUUUGUCUUCCUUUUCCCUGCCUGAAUAUGCACAUAGUUCACUAGGGCGCACGCGUCCCCACUGCAACGCCGAUUUCUGAAUAGAUACCAUUUUCUUAUAGGGAGGCUCCCUCUCUGUGUGGUACUUAGGUUGGCAUGGUCUUGCU